Molecule: messenger RNA, 1518 nt
Organism: Dujonia railenensis
Lineage: Eukaryota; Fungi; Ascomycota; Pichiomycetes; Serinales; Debaryomycetaceae
Source: the annotation of a GenBank genome assembly
AUGGUUUAUUCUACAGAGACAGCAAAGUGGAAAGCUUACCAAUUUUCAGACCCAUUUGCAGCUGGUGCUUUUGUGGUCUGCAAUAAGAUUAGUAAAUCAUUUUGCAGACCUGAUUGUGAUGCUAGACCCAUCACAAACCUUAAAGCAGAGAUUAAGUUUAUGUCUCUGGCAAAUGAUGCUUUGAAACAUGGCUAUGAAGCCUGCUCUCAUUGUGACCCAAUCAACAUGCAAGCCAUCGAUGUGAACUUGUUGAUUAAUUGUGUUACAACUGUGAACAAGCAAAUUGGCUUCUUAACCCCAUUGAUGGAUGAAAACGAAGAUAAAAAUAAUGAAAGAAUCAAAGAAAACAUUUUGGAACUGAAGAAAAUUGAAGAAAUUUCUAGAAGAUCAUCUGUCCCAGUUGUCAGCUUUGACGGUAAAUAUUCAAAGGACUUUGAAAAUACAUCUAUUUCUAAGAACGACUCUGAUCACUACAGAUUAGUUGAUUUAGCUUGUCGUCAUUUGGCAUUGGCUGCUGCUGCUAACGUUUUUCAACAAAGCUUGCCAAAGGUUCCAUCCUCACCAGAAGAGGUGGGGGCUUCUCCAGGUAGUAAGAAGAGAAGAAGAAGAGGAGGAGUUUUGGGAUUUAAAGAAUUAGCUGCUAAGAGUAAGUUAUCAGCAUGGCAUUUCCAUAGAGUUUUUAAGUCUGUUACUGGUUUAACACCAAAGACCUAUGGUGAUAAAUGUUCUGAAUACCUCAACACUAUUAAUUCAAGUCCAAACUUAUUGAGUGUUCCAACAACUUCAUCAGCUAUCGGAGGAUCUCCAGUCUUCCGUACCCCAGUGUCUAAUAUAAUGGAAAGCGAUUCUCAUCCUACCUCUCCAGAAGGCUCAACUGCAUCAACAAUUCCAACAGUCUUCAGCGACAGUAAGUUAUCGAACAACAUAUCAAAUAAAAGAAUAAAGCUUGACGCUAAGCAAAAUAUGAAUGAUAAUAUGUAUAACACUUCAGUUCCAUUGAACGACCAGUCAUUCCAAAGCUUUUCAUCAUUAAAUGUGUUCACUCCACCAAUGAGCUCACAAGAUCAAAUUCCCCAAGUUCCAAGUCAAGCAUCCUUUGACAUGAACUUCGCUCCACCACAACAAGCUACAUCUGAUGUACCUUUUGGUACCAAUUUUGAUGAAGGUAUUUUAAAUAACUACUUGAACUCAUUCAAAUCGCACAACUUACCAAAUGACAUUACAUCUGAACCCCAACUUUCAUUUGAGCAAAAGCAGCUGCCAUCUACUGAAACCAAUAAUUUAUAUGGUGCUACAUCCUUAUUUCCACCUUCAAAUAGUAAUGCCUAUGACGGUUCUCCACUUUCUUCAAUAAUACCUGAAGAUAUCAAUACUGUUAAUACUGAUAGUAUAAACACCGAUCAUCUUAACUUUAACUUCAAUGACACUGGAUCACAAUUCUUGAAUACUGGCUAUUCAGAUGAAUUUCAAUUUCCAAUCGAAGAAUUUCCUGUUGAGUUAACCAACGAGAUAUAUUAA